AUGGCCCCUCAUACACCAGACAUGACAGCAAAGGAACCCCUCGGCCCGUGGGUUUUGAGCCCUGUGGGGGAGGUCAAAUUAGGUUCUCAAGAUGAUUCAAAUCCUCACUUUUCUCCAUCAAUGGUGGAUGAGGGACCGUCAGACUGGUUCAGAACUACUAUCCUCUCACAUGACUCUUGUCUCUUGUGUGCCAGUCUGUGCACUGAGGAGCCGUUCUGUAGGAUCUGCCAUGAGGACGGGUCCUCCGGGCAGCUGCUGUCUCCCUGUGACUGCUCUGGGAGCCUGGCCAUGGUGCACCAGGCCUGCCUGGAGCACUGGCUCACCACCUCCAACAGCAGCCACUGUGAACUCUGCUACCACCAGUUUGCACUGGAGCGCCUGCCAAAACCUCUGACUGAGUGGUUGUGUUCUCCAUCCAUGCAUCAACAGAGGAGGACUCUGUGUGGAGAUGCAGUAUGUUUCCUGUUCAUCACACCACUGGCCAGUCUGUCAGGAUGGCUCUGUGUCCAGGGAGCCAUGGACCUCUACUACACCAACGGCAUGGAGGCCCUGGGGCUGCUGGUCCUAACUCUGGCUCUGUUUACCAUAUACAUCUUCUGGACCAUGGUAUCUGUACGCUACCACAUGCAUCUGUUCAGGACGUGGAAGAAGACCGACCAGAGAGUGCGCCUCCAGAUUCCCCUGUCUGGCCAGACCACACAUAACCAACAGACCCUGUCCAUAAACACCCUCAGCAAAGCCACCAACAAAGAGACCAUGGUGUAG
Seriola aureovittata is the source of this 765-nucleotide messenger RNA. RefSeq lists its product as uncharacterized. The record is from RefSeq and is a predicted model, not a curated record. Gene Ontology annotation, molecular function: zinc ion binding; ubiquitin-protein transferase activity. Lineage: Eukaryota; Metazoa; Chordata; Actinopteri; Carangiformes; Carangidae. The transcript is spliced from 6 exons. Gene Ontology annotation, biological process: protein ubiquitination. The coding region runs from base 1 to 765 and encodes 254 amino acids.